AUGCCCCUCACACUCAAGACCAAGAAGACUGAGAUUGAAUCGAUUCAUUAUCACAAGGAGAUCGUCGAAGGGGCGGAUAGAUGCGAAAAUCAUCAGCCCUGUACAACUAUAGGUGCAUACGAGCCAAAGCGAUGGUGCGCGGAACACAAUGGCCUCAAUUUGCAGAAUCUCAGAUCCUUGAUGAUCUUACCAGUGACCGGGUCAGCUCAGGCAGAGGCAAUGUGCUUUUUCAAGGAUAUUUCGAUCAAGCAUCUGAAUGAAUACCGCCCUUGCAAAUCAUGGCGGAAGACUCUCAUGCUUUUUUCCCAAACGGUGCCACCAGUGCGGCAUGCUGCUAUUGCUCUGGCCAUGAUUCACCGUGUUUACCUGAACCGUCACUUUAACGAUCGGGUAUAUCAACCGCCUUCCUUGAAAGACCGGCUACCUGAUAAGGCUCCUCUGCUUCACUAUAACCGCGCCAUUCAACUUCUGUUGAGCCUGAAAAGUGCUGACAGCACCGAAAUAACACUUGUCACCCUUUUGGUCUGUUAUCUCUUUACCUGCUUUGAUCAUCUGGCGGGCGACGAUGUACAAGCAAUGAAGCACCCGCGCGGAGGUGUGGCACUCUCACACUACAUCGACAACGCUACAUUGAACAACUAUAUUUCCGACGACGCAUCAACCUCAGGAGUUCACGCGAUUAUCUGCCAGGUCACAAAACAAAUUCGCCGUCUUGACAUGCAGGCCAGCAUGUUUCUGGUCGACUGGAGUCCAGCCAACAUCCAAGAGACAUUCAUGUCCCAUCUCACACUCUUCAACAACACCUUUUGGUCACUCGAACAAGCUGCCGACCGUCUCCAGAUUCUUAUCGCUCAGGUCAUGAGGUUGUACAACACAGAGCAACAAAUGUCCCCGGAGGGUUCAAUGCCGCCGUUACCUUCUACACUCAAGGACAUCGUUCUAGGGCAUUUAGAAACGUGGUCAGAUCUCUUCGAACACCUGCUACAAAAAGGCAUUCCCUCUGAGUCUGUCUUUAAAACUAACUCUCUCGUAUCGCUCCUUCGCUUACACCAUACUAUCGCAUUGACUCUUCUCAGAAGUUCUGGACCUGGCAGAGAAAUGGACUAUGACAAUUUCCUAACCCAAUUCCAGCAAUGCGUUGCAUUGGCAGGCGAGGUAGGGACGGCACAUCAGCGGUAUUCGGGGUCGUCGAGGUCGACGUUUACGCCGGAGAUCGGAUUUAUUCCCGUUCUCUACCUAGUCGGGAUCAAGUGCCGGCAUCCUAUUGUCCGCCGCGAGGUCUUGAGUAUUUUGCGACGGCAAACAAUACGGGAGGCGGCUUGGGAUAGCAUCUCUACUGCCAGGGUGGUUGAGCGGGUAAUCGAGAUCGAAGAGGGUGCGGCUGGGAAAGAGCAAACGAUACAGCGCAUGGAACAAAUUUCCGCAUGGCAGAGGAUUGAGGCAUUGUCUUUUAUACAUAUCCCAAAGGGACAGUCUGCGGCCAGGUUGGAUAUCAAGUACACAUUCUGCACCCGGGUGGAAAUACACAUUGAAUCGCUUUUGACAGAACGGAGUGAGCAUCUUAUCAUGUCAAAUAAUCGAUAA
This is a messenger RNA of Penicillium maclennaniae, 1584 nucleotides long. RefSeq lists its product as uncharacterized. The coding region runs from base 1 to 1584 and encodes 527 amino acids. The transcript has a single exon. NCBI's taxonomy places the organism in Eukaryota, Fungi, Ascomycota, Eurotiomycetes, Eurotiales, Aspergillaceae. The record is from RefSeq and is a predicted model, not a curated record.